GACAGCUAGACAGACAAAAAAGCCGUUUAUUAUAGUUCCCCUCUCGCUCGACGAACGAACAAGUUUUUAAUAAAAAUAGUCUAUUAUAUUUUUUUUGCAUCAUUUUUGCAAGGCCGUUUCAACUCAGAAAUACAAAAAAAAAGAAAAAGUUAUUUUUAUUCCAAAAAAAUAACAACCAACUAAUUAGCUCAAUCUUAUUCGACUGUGUUCUCAAAGAAAUCUCGUGCUAUCCGAACAAAAAGAAAAGAAAAAAAACUCACUUUCAUUUGGAUGAAUUUUUUCUUCUCUACCUACACAGUUCUUUUUUAAGUAUUUUUCUCAUUUUUUCAGAGUUUUUAUUUAAUCUUUUGAAUAAAAUAUUCAAUAAUCUAGAAAAAAGUACCAAACUCAACUCAAAAAUGCAUCAAAAUUCGGUCGAAUCAGCUCAGUGAAUUUCUACAAAGAAAUUUUGUUAUUGCAAAGUGCUGCGCCCAGUGUGUGUGUGUGCUCGCGUUCUUUGUCUUUCCCCUUUUUCCCCUCACACAGAACCUACAUCUCUAAAUGUAAACAAAAAAAAAACAAAACCCAAAACGAUUGUUCUUUUUAUUCCAAAUUUGUGGCCGAAAAUCUGUAAGAAAGAACCCCAAUUUUUCAAUUCAGAACUUUUUAGAAGCUAUUUAAUCUUGUCUUUUCCUUAUCAGAACCAAAAAAAAAAACCUUCCAAACGAAAUCCCCCCAUUUCCCAGGGGAUGUGCCAUAAAAAAAGAUAGUGGCGGCGAUAGCAAGUUAAUCGGUGACGACGAGUGACGACGUCAACAAAAAGACUCUUUUUACGAUGAAGUGAAAGUGUUUUUUUCUAGUUUUUCUCUCAAUCAUCCUCAAUCCAGAGGCAAUAUCAAACACUUGCCUUUUUUUCGCUCUUGCGAUACUUUGUCAAAACUAAAUGAAUAACAAAUUAAUCAAACUUAGUUUAGUUAAAGUUCCCACAAAAAAGUUGUUUGAAAAAUUUAAACAGAAGCAGCAGACGAAGAAUCGGCAUCAAAAUUAGGAGGAAACCGUUGUUGUUGGCAAUGCGAACGAAAAAUUUAGUUUUAAUCCUUUGCUGUGUUGUGCUGACGAGUUUUAUAUUUAUAAUUCUUGGGCCAGCCGGACAACAAAAUGAUUCACUUAAAAAUAUCGUAACGCAAACACAUCAGCGAUUUAAUAAAUUACAAGAAAAUCUACGAGCAACGGAAGCAAAAAAAUUCGAUAUUGAACCAAAAUACUUAGCUAUUUUAGGUUUUAGCAAUCUUCCAACAUCACCAUCACAGACUUUGUACACUGGUGGUCAAUCACAACCAUCACAACUACAGCAGUCAUCACAGCCAUUUACAACAAAUGCCACUCCAUACAAUGGCACAAAGGCAAACUUCACUAUUGUUACAUACGUUCAAGAAGGUCAGGCACCGUCCGCCAUCCUAUUGUCACAGAAUAUAGCUGCAAAAUUUCCAAACGAGUAUUUGCUCAUCUAUGAUCUCGGUCUGUCCGAAGAUGAUUCUCGAGCCUUGUCAGCAUUCUGCAAUAGCUCGAAGUGUUCAGUAAUAAACUAUGACCUGUCUGUUUUUCCAUCCUAUGUGACGGAUCAACGGAUGCAUGCAUAUCGUCCCAUUGUGAUAAAGGACGCUCUAAUGCGUUCAAAAAAUAUUCUCUUUGCCGAAAAUUCCGUUCGAAUUCGUGGAAAUAGUCGUGAUUUGAAUGAUUUACGAGCUAAGGCUGGACCGGGUGUGUUGGGUUGGACAACACCCAAAGCUGUGUCAACACGAACGCAUCCGAAAAUGUUUGAUUAUUUUCAAACGGACGCAGAUGAUUUUAUAUUCUUGCGAAUGGUUGAGCUGGAUAAGGUGUUUUUCGCUGAUACACCGUUGGUGGAGGAGAAAAUUCUACUGCCAUGGAUUAAGUGUGCACUAACACUUGAAUGUAUUGAUCCGAUAGGUGCCCAAUCGAACGGUUGUAAAUACAACAAGAAACCCCAAUACCGAUAUUCCGGUUGCCACGCAUAUGAUACAUCAGCGUUCAAUAUUGUUCUAGGAUUAACCUGGCACCUUGAUGAUUCCAAGUACUCGCUACCUGGUGAAGACAACAACAUCUUCUAUCAGGAAACUCUAGAGCAAGCUACAAAAAUUCUUGAAAAUCGUCGCCGCAACAGCAGUGAAACAUCAGAUCAUCCAUUUGCGGAUGAUUGAUUAAGACUCGGCUCACAUAAUCACAAGAGAAAAAGAAAAACCAGUACACGCAACAACAAGACACACAAAUCAAACUAUUUACACUUAAGUCGAAAAGGUUAAGUAUUAAAGUUAAAAAGAAUUAAAUAAGAGUUAUGUAAUAAAUUUAAUUAUUAUGAAAAGUUUUUAAAAUUAAGAUUUGAGAGAAAACAAAAAAAAAACGGUGAUUUAAAUAAACUAUGCUUAGGAUUUGCAUAUAAUUUUUUUU
Messenger RNA from Episyrphus balteatus (marmalade hoverfly), 2448 nucleotides. RefSeq lists its product as uncharacterized. NCBI's taxonomy places the organism in Eukaryota, Metazoa, Arthropoda, Insecta, Diptera, Syrphidae. The record is from RefSeq and is a predicted model, not a curated record. The transcript has 3 exons. The coding region runs from base 1050 to 2201 and encodes 383 amino acids.